AUUUGCACUCGCAUAUUCUUCUAAAGGCGAUUAGUGUAUUGCGAAUUAUGAAAUUCUUCUCCUUUGAUUAGGUCAAGAUGUUAGGUCACAUGCUUGGGUUUGGUAAUGGUUUUUUAGUGUAUUUGUCAGUGUUGCCAUUGUUUAUGCUCAAUACCGGGUGAUGCAUUCCUAACGUAUAUUGAACUGAUCAUAUAUUUAUGUUUCUAUAAAGUAUUGUUCCUAAUCAAGAGUUCAGAAUUAUAAGCCCAGAGUCAAAUUCAUGAAAUGAACCAAUUUAAAACCCAUAUUACCUAUUCCGUUCCUGAAUUGUUUGUCCUUAAUUUAUUUAAUCAUCCCUUGUACAAUAAUUGACAGAAAUCCACGAUGGCUAAACCAAAUAAACACACAUUCAUAUAAUGGUAGGAAUUUAUGAUGAGCUGGAAAUCAUACACGGAUAAAUAAUAAUUAUAUAGAAGAAUCCAUAAAGUUUUGGUGUGCUUUAUAUUUUAUAUGACUUGUUCACGUUUCGUUAAUGUUGAAUUUUUUCGGUGUCUCUCUUAAAAAAAAUCUUAAUAGUGGUGUCAGAAGGUGAAGAUUUAUCUUAGUGAUGACUUAAUAAAUAUGAUAUGAAAUAUAUGAAUAAUCUAAAGUUUAAGGACUUCCAGUAUAAAAAAUCUUCCAUUUUAAAACCAAAAAAAUGUGCCCCGUUGGAGAACGACGCUAUACAAAAAAAUGGUUACCAGAUAUCGUGCAUAGUCACUACUAAAAUAUCCAAGCUUGAGAUGGGUUGUUCUAAUAUAUGUACUCAAGCUCGAUAGAAUGAAAUAUUGCAUAUUAGUUGAAACUGUUAUGCAUCUGGACUUAUAUAUGCAAAAUACUCGACCGUCACAGUAUGACGAAGCUCCCCAACAAUUUUCUCAGUAAAGAAUGACCCCGGAAAUUGAUCCCGUUUUCAGCUAUGGAAAGUUUUUCUUCGUUAAAUAUGAUCCUUCGUUUGUAUACUGAACGCGUUACACAAAUAAAGUCUCGCAGUUUCUCAACAGUGUUAUCAACACAUUCGUAAGAAAUACUGCAAAUUACUGGUCCUUGAUAUUGUACACGCUUUUGUGGAAAAUCGCUUCAUCCACUCGCAUGUCGCGUUCCCAACUACUCCGUACUACUCUUAGUUAUUAUGUGUAUGAAUCUUUAAUGAAGUAUCAUAACAAUGACACUACACACUUUUUUUUUUCAGCGUAUAUCAGUUUUUCUAGUCAGUCAUUUUCCUUCAUGCAGCCACGAGUCGAAUUAUAUAUACUGCGCCAAAAAUAACUGGGAUAAAUUUCUUUAAUCUGAUACUCAUAUCUUACCAUCCCAAAACGCGUUCAGCAAUGCGUGUCUGCAAUACAAGGAGAGGUAGAGAAGAGAGAAGGAAGCGUAACAAGCAUUAAAAAAUAAAAGAAAAACACUUUCGAGGAAAUAUCUUGCGAACAUUUCCUCGAACCUUCGUAUGGAAAAUCGUUGGAGCUUUCAUGUAUAAUCCUUGCUAUUUUAAAUUUAACCCAUACCGAACUCGGGAGUCACUGAAAAGAUUAUCUUUAGUGAUUGAGUAGCUGAUUUGAUUGUUGAUUUUGGCUUCUUUGUCUUGAAACUGAUGGAACCAAAAAGACAAACCCAGCAAGAGGAGGAAAAAAGGGGUGAUCAAGAGCGGAGUCGUGAGAAUUCACGAGUAUCUGAAACAUGGCGCAUCGUUAGAAGUUUUAGGUAUCUGCGUCUCAAUUUGAAUGAACUGCAGCCCUACUUGGUAGAUUCAGUUCGAAAUAUGAUACGACAGGAGUUGGAACUCCAACUAGCAACAAGACCAAAUAGUAUUCAGACUGAAAUAUCUGGAGCCCGCAGAUUGUUGAAGCUGGUUUUUAGGAAUAAAUUACCUGAUACAAUUUAUACCCUCUCCAAAUUGAAAGAUAGAGACAACAAUCCUCUUGAGGUGUUUCUUCUCGAUAUUGAAUCUAAUUCUAUAGUCUGUGAUGAGAAUGAUCCACUGUCUUCGAUCAAGGUUAAGAUUUGCGUUCUUGAUGGUGAGUUUGGCUCAGAUGGCGAUGAAAAUUGGAGCAAAGAUGAAUUCAACUCCAAAAUCUUACGUCAAAGAGCGAAUAAAGGGCAGUUACUGAAAGGAGAUACGGUUAUUGCGCUUAAAAAUGGAAUAGGUUUUAUCCCAACUGGAUUAUCAUUCACUGACAACUCAUGUUGGAUAAGAACACGACGUUUCAUAUUAGGAGCGAAGGUUGCGAAAUCAAAUUUGAAUGACGCAAUAAUCAUCAGGGAAGGUAUAAGUAAACCUUUUACAGUCAAGGACUACAGAGGUGAGUUGAACAAGGGAAAGGAUCCAACCCUCAGUGAUGAAAUAUGGCAUUUGAAACAUAUAUCAAAAAAGGGGAAAAUUUAUGAGGAGCUUGCUAAGGACGGGAUACUCACUGUUGGGGAUCUGUUGAAGGAGCAUGAAACCAAUCCAUCAUCUUUGGAACAGAAACUUGGCAAGAUUUCCAAAAGGAAACGGGAAGAAAUUUUUAAGCAGGCUAAGAAAGCAAAGCAUGCUGAAACUGGUGUUGCUGAAACCGUAAUAUUUGACAGACCAAACUAUCUAUCAGAGAAUAAUACUCUCAACUCCGAUCAGAGGCAAGCAUGUCAAAGUUCGAGGGGUCUGAUGCAGAUUGAGGUGAUAAAUGAAGAAAGUCCUUGUCUAAGGGAUCCAGAAGACUGGUCAGCAUUUUGUGAUGAAUUAUUUACAGAAUGAUGAAGUUGAAAGUAGCUCUUUGCUCCCUCCAUGUAAUGAUGAAGAGAAGCUGUAAGAAACUUGUAAGAAACUGUGCUUUGUAUGCGUCAAACAAAGGGAAAGGCAAGAUGAUGUUAAGUGCUUCAAACUGCUCACAUUGCAUGCAGCUAAUAUACGGCCAAAACUCGCCGCCAGUGUUGACUAUAACUAUUUCAAAGACAAAACUCAAUUAUAGUAUAUGUAAUUUGUUGAUUCAUUCAUUUGAUUUCUAAUUAUUAUGGUUGUAA
Vigna unguiculata (cowpea) is the source of this 3015-nucleotide messenger RNA. RefSeq names its product calmodulin-binding protein 60 B-like. NCBI's taxonomy places the organism in Eukaryota, Viridiplantae, Streptophyta, Magnoliopsida, Fabales, Fabaceae. Gene Ontology annotation, cellular component: nucleus. The record is from RefSeq and is a predicted model, not a curated record. Gene Ontology annotation, molecular function: DNA-binding transcription factor activity; calmodulin binding; sequence-specific DNA binding. Gene Ontology annotation, biological process: regulation of salicylic acid biosynthetic process.